AUUUAAUUAAAGUUUAGACACUUUAAUUACAUAAGUAAGAAAAAGUUUAACGCAAAAACAUGGAUUUUUGGCGUAUUAUCUUGACUUUUAAGCUCUUAUUAGUGCUUACGUCGUGUUUACCUUUACCCCCUUCUGAGGAAAAUUGUAUCAGGAGUGUUGGUCAAAUCAACUGUGUUAUUCCCGAAGGACUGAUUUGGUCCUGUGUAAAACCUAAUUUAAUUCUUGUGAAAGGGAGCACGACAAAUUUGGAGGACGAUAGAUCUUCGGCACUUUCAAGUCAUGGUUCGCAACAAUUAUUGGUUAAUUGUACGGCCCCAUUUCCAAUCGAUGUUCGAGUAUCAGGCUUCCAGGUACAUGACUUGACACGAGCACUUUUCGUUCGCAAUGCAGAGAACGUGUUUAACGAGGCAACCUUCGUGUAUUCUGUGGGGUUGCGGUAUGACCGUCAACCGUUUUCUAGAGUGCGUACCAUCUCCGUUGUCAAGUUGAGGGAUGCAACAGUGACAUUUUCCGUCUUUCAUUUGGGAAUGAACGAAAGCAGUGAAAGUACAAGACGCGAGUACAGACUGGAACAGAGUCCAAAAACCACGAUUAUUCCAUGCAUUUCUCCAGAUCCAACAAAUCCUCCCAAACUCGUUCAUGUCACUGGGAACGAGUCACAAACGGUGAAUGGCACGGAAUAUGACGAUACACAAGGCUUCCUUGUGAAAAAUGAAAAUGGUUUGACGCAAACUUUUACAGAGGAAAUUUAUGAUUGUUAUCUCAAUGGACGAAAUGACAAAAUGACUUCAAUUAAUACCACUGACAACAUCAAUGCUAAUCUGCGUUUCAAGUUAUUUCCCAGAAAAGAGCUUCAAGUCUACCCAGAAUUUCAACGGGUUAUACUUUUUCAAAAGGACGAACUUAGCCUUAUCUGCAGAUCUAAUAAAAAAGUGCAACUAGUGGGAGUAUUUCGAGGAGAAAGUGUUAAAGCAAAAACGACCAUUGAAUUUGACGAGUUCACAUCAACAUUGAACCAAAAAUUUGUUCAAGUUGGGGACAAAGGCAAUGUUUCGUGUGUUGACGAAGAAACCAAAACGGUCCUCUUUUCGUGGACUAUUCAGAUAUUGGAUAUUGAGGAUAACAAUGAGCUGAUGUUAAAAAAAAUAUCCGAGGAUUUAGUUUCAUGCGUUUCGUCCCCGGAGAACCAGCCAGCUAAACUUCGGACUGUAUUUUGCCAAGGGGAAACCAAUUGUGAAGCAAGUAAAUGGUGUUUAGAACCGGGAAUGACAUGUCCCGGAAUGGUGGGAACGCCAUGCGAAGACGGAAGUUGUCUCCAAAUGAACACAAGCAAUCCAAUUCUCUCCCAAGGAAUGAUUCAUUGUCAAUCUGGGAAUUAUACAUAUACCACAAACUUUUUCCGAGGAUUUGAUGGCAUAUUAUAUUUGGACUGGAAAACUGCACCACUAAAUGCACUCGUUGAAGUUUUUGUACCACCGAAAAAUAUAACUAUGUAUCCCCAUAAUUCGUAUCCGUUUGGUUGUAGGGCAGCCCCAUUUAUUUCAGAUGGCUUGAUCCAAUGGGUCAUCAGAGGAAAGGAUGGUUCUGAAAUUUUGCUGCACAAAAAACGAGUGCAAAAUAUAGGUCCAACUUAUAGUCUGGAUGCAAAUCUCUACACCGUGAGAGAAAGUAACAUCCGAUUAAUUUAUCCCAACGAUUACGACGUCUUGUGCAUGGUUCCGUUGUGGAAUGCCACAGGCUCACUUCGAUACCACAAAAGGAUCAAUGUUGCGGCACAUGUAGCACCGGUGAAAGAAAUUUUAAUUGCGUCAGCGUGUAUCAUAAUUCUGUUGAUUAUCCCAUUGGUCAUCGUGAUUUUGAGACUGAGAAAGGCCAGAGCUGCCAUCAGAAAUCUGACAGAACAGGAAGUGGAACAAUUUCUUAAAGGAGAUCCAUCUACACUUAACUCCAAGGAUAAGGAUGCACAUGAGAAAAUCACAGCCACGCCGUACAAUCAAGAUUUUGAGAUUCCAAGGCACAAACUUCUCAUUGAUAAUGAGAACAAAUUAGGAGAGGGAGCCUUCGGGUUGGUCUUGAAAGGGAAAGUUGAAGGCAUGUCAGACGUGGUGGCAGUAAAGACUAUGAAACCACGAUGCGAAGUGGACCAGUUUAAAGGAUUUAUGUCUGAACUUAAGAUAAUGAUGUACAUUGGGAGGCAUCCAAACGUAGUUGCGCUUGUGGGUGCUCACACGGACAAAAUCAAAGAGAAAAUUAUGCACAUUGUCGUGGAAUACUGCGCAAAUGGAAGUUUAGAUAAGUUGCUUCUUGCCAACAAGAACAGAUUUAUAAAUCAAGUUGAGGAUGGGAACCGAAUAAAUAUAAACAUUACACCAACCUCUGGAACUGCAUUAUAUAAUAAUGUUGCACAAUGCAAUGACUCGGGAGAGAAAUUGGAAAAUAACCAAAAUUAUUCCACUGAUCCAUUGAGGACUGUAGAUUUGUUUCGUUGGGCGUACCAAAUUGCUUCUGGGAUGAAUUUUUUGGCAACGAAAAAAGUAGUACAUGCCGAUUUGGCAGCCCGGAAUGUCUUAAUUCAUGACAAUGGGACGGCAAAAAUCACAGAUUUCGGACUGUCACGACAAUUGAUGAAUUACACACAAUAUGUCAAGAAACAUCAGGAACCCUUGCCGUGGGGGUGGAUGGCCGAAGAAAGCCUUCGAUACUUGUCAUUCUCUACUCAGUCGGACAUUUGGGCCUUUGGAGUGACGCUAUGGGAAAUGUUUUCUCUUGGCGAUAUUCCGUAUCCUGGGCUAACUUGGACCAUCGCAUUUGUGGAUGACUUGUCAACUGGACUAAGGAUGACGAAACCUAAUUACGCUCCAACGUUCACCUAUGAUAUGAUGCUCAACUGUUGGCAUCAUAAACCAGAGUCGAGACCAUCAUUUGAGCAACUUGCAACCCAGUUUAAAGGCAUUUUGGAGGCACUGGAUAUUCAUGUUGAGGAGGUGAUAUCUUCAUCUCCACCAGUACAGCAGCAAGACAACAAUGCACGAGUGAUUACUAAUAGCAUUUCUACGAAUAAAAGGAGCACGGUUGGCAAUCUUUAUGCAAAUCAAAACUGACAGCACUUGAAAAUUGCACUUUGUAAUUUUUCCACAAAUAAAUUUAAUAAUUUAUCCUUAUGUGUA
Folsomia candida is the source of this 3167-nucleotide messenger RNA. Its product is annotated as fibroblast growth factor receptor 2. Gene Ontology annotation, biological process: protein phosphorylation; multicellular organism development; positive regulation of kinase activity. Bases 60 to 3101 code for a protein of 1013 amino acids. The transcript is spliced from 18 exons. NCBI's taxonomy places the organism in Eukaryota, Metazoa, Arthropoda, Collembola, Entomobryomorpha, Isotomidae. Gene Ontology annotation, molecular function: transmembrane receptor protein tyrosine kinase activity; ATP binding. Gene Ontology annotation, cellular component: signaling receptor complex. The record is from RefSeq and is a predicted model, not a curated record.